AUGGCAGACACGGCAACUAUAAUUACCAACGCCACCGCGCUAUAUGGCAAGAUCUCGCGCGCAUACGAUAACCUUCGGAAGCUCGGCGAGGCCAACAUCACACUCGGCGCGGUGGAAGCCCGGCUUCUGAAUCUCGACAAACUGUGGGAGAAGUUCGAUGCGAUGAAUGAUAUCUUGGCUGAGCGUGUAGACGAAAUAAAACAUGACGUCUAUGCUAAACAGGACAUACCUUCACUCGGCGAAGAGUCUUACCUAGUGAACAAGGGCCUGAUGUUGAAGAUGCGGCGUACUCUCCAGAAAAAGGAACGCGCCGCUGCUUCUGCUACUUCAGAAACAUCAACAUCGGCGCCUCGCACCACGCUACCUCGAAUCCAGCUGCCGACCUUUACGGGAAGAUACGAGGAUUGGCCGGCCUUCCGAGACCUCUUCGUCUCCCUCAUCGGCCAGGAUAAGACGACGAAGCCUGUAGAAAAAAUGCACUACUUGAAGAGCUGUGUCAAGGGCGAAGCAGAUCUUCUCAUCAGAGACCUCAGUUCUACCGAAGCCAAUUAUGAACGAGCCUGGCAAACUCUAAGCGACUACUACGAAAAUAAACGCUUACUAACCCGCUCUUAUUUAACAAAUUUUUUAAGCCUGCCAAAGAUGAAGGGAGAAUCCGCUGCUGAGCUUAGGAAGAUAUUCCACGGCAUCAAGACUACGGUCAGCUCGCUGACGAGCAUCGACCGGCCAGUAGGGAGUACUGAAGAUCUCUUUGUGCACCUCGCCGUUGACCUUCUCGAUAGUCGCUCUCGCCGCGAGUGGGAGACCUCCAUCAGUGAAACGAACGAGCCUCCGCAAUACGCUCUGCUAGAGCGUUUCCUUGAGCGACGUCUUCAUAUAUAA
Messenger RNA from Nylanderia fulva, 882 nucleotides. Lineage: Eukaryota; Metazoa; Arthropoda; Insecta; Hymenoptera; Formicidae. The record is from RefSeq and is a predicted model, not a curated record.